GGGAAGCUCUGAGAAGGCCUUUUUUAGACCUACUAAAUCUCAAACGUCUUUACUUCAAAAUAAUCUUUAUGCCAAAAUGGCAUAUUUUGGGGUGGCAUAUUCUGAUCCCCUCCAGCUGUAAGGAGCAACAUUCCCCUCUACUUAUUUGCCUUAGGGUCUUCCUUUAAGUAUAUGUUCCACACCUUCUGUUGAUGCGUCUUCUGUGCAGACAUUCUAGAUGCCGAGUCCCCUGACACGAUGAAAAUGUAGCAGGAGACAAGCCCUGUAUUCAGAAAGGACCAUAAGAGCAUAGUUCAACAUGGUGCUGCGCAUCAGGACUUGGGGAGAUGGUCUUUUCCAGAAAUUGCCACAGUGCUCUGAGGAGCCAGUUCCUGUUUACUGCUGAGGAGCUGGACGUGGGUGCUCAGCUGUUCUGCAAAUGCCCACAGGAAGCUCACUUCACUCCGAAAGGUGGCCACAUUCUGGAGGACUUCCCCAGUAGGACUUUUUUCUUUCACGAAAGAACCUGUUCUUGGGGAUGUGGAGGUGCCUGGUUGGAGAAGGAACUGGCUUCACCUGCUCCUGGGCCAGAAGCCAGAAGGAGGCAAGGUUGGCCAGGCUGACCUCUACGCUGCGGCAGGCAGGGCCUGCCAGCCUCCAGCUGGUGGAAGCGGAUGACCGGGCCGGCCGGCUCUGCAGGCCUUGAGAAAGGCUCUGAGGAGGAUUGGAGGCUGGAGGCAGAGCAGCAGACCAGUGUUGGCCCUGAGGCCCCAGGCGGCAUUCUCAGCUCUCACCUAGACUUCCCGAGCUGUGCUUUGGGGCCUGGCUAAUGAUUAACAGGAACUAUGUUGCUCUGAGGUGCUCAAAGCUUCCGGGAGUGAGGGGCCUGUGGCAGGUGGAGGCCACCUCUGUAUGUACGGCCCAGCCUGUGAUGUGACAGAACCACUUGGUGAGGGACAGACUUCCUGUCACCUGGUGAGGGCGGAUCAGAAUUCUCCGGUGGCUGCACAGGUUUGUUCCUGCGUUUGUGCGGAGACAGGACAGAGGCCAAGAAGACUCCUGGGAACACCGACCCUUCCCUGGAGCCCUGCAGAGGCCGAGCUGCCGAGGGCGAGGAAGACCAUGAGGAGAUGGAGGGCAGCUGGAAGGGCAUCCUGGCUGUGCUGGUCGUCCUGGCUGGGCUGGCAGCUUCUGGAUCCAGCUAUCAAAUCAUAGAGGGUCCCAGGAAUGCCACGGUGCUGGAGGGCUCGGAGGCCAGCUUCAAUUGCACCAUCUCGCCGGGCUGGAGCCUCAUCAUGUGGGCUCUCAACGGCACAGUGGUUCUGAGCAUCACGCCCAAGGAGCCCAUCAUUACCAAUAAGCGCUUCACCUCUGUGAGUUACGAGGAGGGUGGUAACUUCAUCUCUGAGAUGAUAAUCCACGAUGUGCAACUCAGCGAUGCAGGGCAUAUUAAAUGCAGCCUCCAAAACAGUGACCGGGAUGGAUCUGCUUUCCUUUCAGUCCAAGUCAUGGGGGCGCUGCACAUCCCUGGUGGCAGCCUUAUAGUCACUGAGGAUGAACCUUGUAAUGUGAAUUGCUGUGCAGUGGGCUGGUCCCCUCUCCCAGAUAUUUUCUGGGAGGUCGGUGUCCAGGCCAGCCAUUCAAGCUAUUAUUCUGUUCCUGAGCCCGACGACCCUCAAAGUGCAGUGAGCAUCCUGACCCUCACACCCCAGGGCAAUGGGACUUUGACUUGCGUGGCUAACAUGACGGGGCUGCACACCCACAAGUCCGUAACUGUAAAUCUUACUGUGGUUCAGCCUCCCUUGGGCAGUAUUGAUAAACCAGGUACAUCCUUGCCUACCUGGGCCAUUAUUCUCCUUGCAGUAUCCUUUUCAUUGCUUUUCAUCCUGAUUAUUGUUCUGAUUAUAAUAUUUUGCUGCUGUUGUGUCUCCGGGAGAGAGAAUAAAGAAUCUAGUUAUCAAAGUGAAGUAAGACACCUGAUGACCACCAGCCAGGCCCAGCAAGUCGCCCGCAGGUUUCCUUCAAUGUGGCCAGUCCUAGGAAGGUCAGGAAUGUGACUUUAGUAUAGUGAAGAUGACUUGCAUCUCGAUGGCCUCAUCUUCCUCUCCGUCUAAGGCUGGACCCCAGCUCUGCCAGCAUCACCUGGAAGUAGCCACACUGGGGUCACCGGAACAGAUAGUUUAUGGUGAGAUGGGGAAUCGAUUUCCCAGCUUCCAAAGUAGACUUUGUUUCUUCACAUGUUUCCGGAUUUCAGUGAAUUCUACAAAGUUCCUGAAUAAAAGCUGCAAUCUCAACAUGGCAAUUGUUUGUUACUUGACACUCUUGGCUAAUCCAAUAAAUAUCAACAUCCUACCAUGACUUUAAAAA
This is a messenger RNA of Manis javanica (Malayan pangolin), 2346 nucleotides long. It is a transcript of the gene IGSF5, whose product is annotated as immunoglobulin superfamily member 5. NCBI's taxonomy places the organism in Eukaryota, Metazoa, Chordata, Mammalia, Pholidota, Manidae. Gene Ontology annotation, cellular component: cell surface; bicellular tight junction. The record is from RefSeq and is a predicted model, not a curated record. Gene Ontology annotation, biological process: cell-cell adhesion.